AUGGCUGCCAUGAUGCCCUCGCCGCCAAUGGACGACCUCUAUGCGGAAAGAUUGCAUGGAGAUGCGCAUUCGUUGUUAGAGGCCUCAAUCGAAGAUUUUGAAGAACAAGAGCGGCGCUCCCCCCUUCUAUCUGGCUUCAGGUCGGAGCAGGGAGACAGCGAAGUUGACGACCAGUCCAGCGCGGGCUUGCCCUGGUCACCUCCAGGCUUUAAGAGUCGGAAUUCAAAUGCAAGUGGAUGGUUCAGGCAGGAUCCGUAUGGAAUUUAUGAUUUGCGCCCUACGAUAAGUCCCUCGAGAUCACGACAAACCAGUCCAGAGAUCUAUCAAGAUGCCACCGAGGGAGAUCCAGAUAUUACCAUAGCGGUGAACACACCCCUGCCGGCAGGUACGGACUCGCCAGUGAGGGAGCGGUCUCCGGAAGCAGAGCCGCAGCGUGAAGCAAAUAUGGGAAAUUUUGAUCAAGCAGAGGCAGUACCUCCUGAGAGCCCGAACAAUUACAUCCGCUUACAACUCCGAGCAGAAGUGCAACACCGAGAACCGUUCGUUCCUUUCCUCAACUUCGUACAAGGAAAGUUCGACGCAAUGACGAAGACGAGGUCAAGCACUUUCAUCUCCAUUAUGACCACCAUCCUGGUUGCUUCACUUCUGCGCAUCAUCCUUGUUCCUCCGAUUCCACCUCCUGUCCCCGACCUAGUUAAGGUUUCAACUCUAGCCAAGUCAUUUGAGCCCUUAAUUUUCUAUUCGGAGAAUGGCUAUACACAAAUUACAGCCUUGCAGGAAACCAGUGUGGCGGUCUGGGACCUUGGUGAGUCGGUGAGAAGCGCCAAUAUGACUUCGGCACCGUUGAUCGUGCGCUCCCUGGACGAGCUGUCCGAGAGCUUGAAAACUCUCGGUCUGGAGUUGACUCGGUUCUUCGCCGAUGUGGAUUCGGACGUUGACAGCAUUUUGCUGGUGAUGGAUUGGGCGAAACGAGAACUGGAAGGCGUCACAUCAGCUCAAGGGAUGUCGUUCUCUGGUGUGAUCUUUGAUCAUUUGCAUGGUAUCUUCAACCGAGGAGGGUUGCUUGAGACAUCCAAAGGCCCCACAACAUUGGGUAAAUUCUUGACUGAUGUAUUUGGAGCAAGCUCGCCGCAGAGGGCGAGGGCGACCCUGACGAGGACAUUCCACGAGUUUGUGAAUGUGCUUGAGGAGUCAAUCAACAGCGAAUUGACGCACUCCGCAGCACUGUUUGCAUUGUUCGAAUCAAUCGAUCGACAAUUUUUGAACCUGCAACGAACGGUGGUUCGAGAAACAGAUACCCAGGAAAGACUUGAGAAUGACCUUCUUUCAUCUCUCUGGACUAGGGUGAUAGGUCCAAACGCAGCCAUGUUGAGAAAGUUUGAGAAGAACAAGCAGCUGUUGUCGAGCGUACGAGCGAGGACGGUCAACAAUAAGCAUCUGCUCAUGGAGCAUCAUGGACGACUACAGACUCUGAAAGUGAAUUUGGAAACUUUGCGGAGGAAAUUGGUCAGCCCCUUGGUGAGGAGGAAUGACUCUGUCACCGUUGACAAUGCCAGUGUCAUUGACCAGCAGGUCAGAGGGCUCGAGGGGACAUACGACUAUCUAAAGGGUGUCCGAGAAAAGCAGAAGAGUAAAUUGAUGGAAAUGGUUUAUGGGGCGAAGGCAGGCCGGUCGAGGCUGGUGGGCGUCAGCGGCGGUAUGGAAGGCAUAGGGCUUGACGGGUGA
Messenger RNA from Fonsecaea multimorphosa CBS 102226, 1725 nucleotides. RefSeq lists its product as uncharacterized. The record is from RefSeq and is a predicted model, not a curated record. The transcript has 2 exons. Lineage: Eukaryota; Fungi; Ascomycota; Eurotiomycetes; Chaetothyriales; Herpotrichiellaceae. The coding region runs from base 1 to 1725 and encodes 574 amino acids.